Messenger RNA from Camellia sinensis, 1324 nucleotides. The record is from RefSeq and is a predicted model, not a curated record. Lineage: Eukaryota; Viridiplantae; Streptophyta; Magnoliopsida; Ericales; Theaceae.
UGUGCUAGUCUCGCUCUCUCUCUCUCACAUGUUCAAAGUUGGAGCUUAUCUUAUCUGCAUCUUCAUCAUCGAAACCUCAAUAAUUUCGUCUCUCCGCUCGGUGCUUCCUCCUCUUCUCUCUCCGGUACACAAAUUUUCCAAACCCUAAUUACUUCAAAAUUUUAAAAAAUGGAUAUUAGUGGAGGUCCAAGUUUGUACCCAUUGCACCGUUGCAAAACUCUUCACAUUGUGAGGCAUGCACAAGGAAUUCACAAUGUAGAUGGAGAUAAGAACUAUAAAGCAUACAUGUCGCCUGAAUAUUUUGAUGCACAGCUUACUCCACUGGGCUGGCAGCAGGUGGGAAACCAAUCAUUUGUUGAUAAUUUGCGUAAACAUGUCCAAUCAUGUGGCCUUUUUAAGAGCAUUGAAUUAGUUAUCACGUCCCCUUUAUUAAGGACUAUGCAAACAGCUGUUGGAGUAUUUGGUGGUGAAGGCUAUACAGACAAGAUUGAUGCAUUACCACUAAUGGUGGCAAAUGCAGGAAAUAGUGACCGUCCUGCAAUUUCAAGUCUAAAUUCCCCACCUAUCAUUGCAGUAGAGCUUUGUCGAGAACAUUUGGGUGUUCAUCCUUGUGAUAGGAGGAGAAGCAUCAGUGACUAUCAAUGCCUUUUUCCAGCGGUGGAUUUUUCACUGAUAGAAAGUGACGAUGAUUUAUUAUGGAAAGCCAAUAUAAGAGAGACAAAGGAAGAACUUGCAGCUAGGGGAAUGGAGUUCAUGAACUGGUUGUGGACACGGAAAGAAAAGGAGAUAGCCAUCAUCACACAUAGUGGAUUCUUGUUUCACACACUAAAUGCAUUCGGCAAUGACUGUCACCCUUUGGUUAAGAAAGAAAUUUGCAAGCAUUUUGCAAAUUGCGAGCUUCGCUCUAUGAUUAUUGUGGACAAAAGCAUGUCAGGAUCAGACCCCUCAACAACUAAUUAUCCAGGAAAGAUACCCCCUGGUCCUGAUCUCCCUAGUGAUGGUGUAGACGAGAAGAACUUGAAGUAAGCCAAAGCUCAAUUCUGGAUAUGUAAAGAACAUCCAAUUCAUUAGCUUUCAAGGUGAAUGUAUUGACCACAUGAUUCGAAUAUUCCCGAAUAUCACAAGCAUUCCUUUUGUUAUGCCAUUAUGGAUUUAAAAAGAUUCGACAGUCAUUACACAGGGCUUUCGUUUAGCUCACUUCUCAGGCAGCUCCUUUGGUGGGGGAGAUGAAGAAGGUAGUAUUAUAACUUUUUACUUACCAUUGAAAUUAACUUAAUACUUCCAAUUUUUUAAAGGUAUGAUACCUAAAAUUCUAUUUUUGUAA